AUGAGGGCUUCCAAGGGCCGUGGCUCACUCUCGCGCGGCAGUCGGCUCUUUGUGGCACCGCUAGACGACAUACACGCCAUCCCCCCCAAGUUCCCACAUUCCACGGUAGAGACAAGGCAAGCCAGAAACAAGCCCGGCGGGGAGGGGGCAAGGGGGCCAUUCUCACUCAGUGGAGGAAUGGGGACGGGGGACACGAGAAUGGCGCAAGACUCCCUGAUUCUCUCUGCCAAGCGUCUCCUCUGGACCUUGUCACAGUUGCAAACCGUUUUUACCGAAGAGGGCCGCCCCCCUGCAAUCGUCAUCCACAUUUCUCUGGCCACAGACGAAUUAAUCUAG
Messenger RNA from Colletotrichum orchidophilum, 336 nucleotides. RefSeq lists its product as uncharacterized. NCBI's taxonomy places the organism in Eukaryota, Fungi, Ascomycota, Sordariomycetes, Glomerellales, Glomerellaceae. The record is from RefSeq and is a predicted model, not a curated record. The transcript has a single exon. Bases 1 to 336 code for a protein of 111 amino acids.